GGGAGGGAAAACAGCGCACUCUGGAGCUGAGCGGGGAGGCGGAGCGCGGCCAGAUUUUUCAGUAUGUAAUUACAGCUUGGUAGAGGCAGGAUAACAGCAGCAACAACGCUCUCAAAACACACCUGAUAUCAAAAUAUCUGUGGUCCACAUCUGAGACAUCACCUCCCCUGGUAUGAAAAAAUGGCCAUAGUCCUGCGACUGCAAGGUCUAGAUGUGAAGGCAGGUAUUGAAGAUAUACGGAAAUUCUUUGAAUAUCUUUAUAUACCAGAUGGUGGAGUGUACAUAGUGGGAGGAAAUCUCAGAGAGGCAUUUAUUGCUUUCACCACUGAACGAGAUGCCCAGCUUGCCAUGCGGCACACUGGGAAUUUCCUCAAAGGGUCUAAAGUGACUUUACACUUAAGCAGCAUGGCAGAGCUGGAGGAGAAGUUGAAAUCAUUGUUGAAGGGGAAGAAACCCUCCCCCACCAGGCUUACUGUCAAAAGACCUCAGCCAUCUCCAGAGCACAAGAUCAAGGCAAAUUUAAAUGAGAAGAAACCCUCCCCCACCAGGUGUAUUGUCAAGAGACCUCAGCUAUCUCCAGAUGCUAAUCUACUACCUUUGAAUGGAUGGCCUCGUGAUCCCAAUUCCGCAAAUUUACCUUCCUCCACUGCAACUCCACCACCUUCUACUGUAGGGUCACAUGGCCCCAGUAUUGUAAAUCUACAAACUUCAAAUGUACAGUCACUUGAUUCCAACACUGCCUUUCUUCUUGGGGUUUGUACUGUCCUCAAAAGUCUCCAGUCUAUCCAUGAAGGAGAAAACAAUGAGGUGGUGCCAAGGGUUGAUUUUACCCAGGCUGCCAGCACAGUUGUUGCGUCUAGUGAAGUGAGGAAACCAGAGCAAACUCAGGCAUCAAGGCCAGGCUACGUCAGGCUCUUUGGUCUGCCAGCCUCAGCUACAAAAGAUGACAUUUGCCAAUUUUUCAGAGGGUUGAAAGUACAAGAAGCCAUAAUGAAUGUGAUGUUGGGACUGAGCCAUGGCUGCCUUGUAAAGUUUGCAAACAUGCAGGACGCACGUGAUGCUCUUCGCUUCAACAAACAGUUACUGGGCUCCAUCUGUGUAGAGGUACGUGGAGCAACUGAGAAGAUGUGGACCAGUGCGCUACAAGAAUGUGAAAAUGGUGUGAAACCCAAGCAAAGUCCUCUUAGUGAAACUGCAAAGCACAAACAGAAAUUAAUUUCUACAUUGCAAAUCAAGAGAAGAUCUGUCAACUGGUUGCCAAUGCCAUCUAAAUCACAGAAAAAGCCAAGAACCGAUUGUGACUCAUCAACUGCCCGAUCAGCGACCACAGAGUACAUUGUCAUGGUCAGUAACGUACCUAAAAACAUGACCAAGACUGAAAUAAAAGAAUUGUUUGGAUGUCCAAACAUUGCACACAAAAACGUACUACAUUUGCUCGACAAAGAAGGCACCAGAACAGACACAGCAUUUCUCACUUUCAACCAGACUGAGGAUUAUGACUAUGCACUGAAUCUCAAUGGCUGCCAUGUGGGCCCUGAUGCCAUUAAGGUCUCAUCAAUCACCAGGGAGAAGAUGAAGGACAUGAUGGUGAAAACCCAUCCCAGGAAUCUUAACCAGUGUCUGAAGAUGGACGCAAAGGGGAAACCAAUUGGAAAGAGGAAAUCCAAUUCAGUUGAGAAACCAGGAGGAACGCCAAGCACAAACCUGGACCCAGCAGCUCAGACAUGCCUGUUUGUUCGAAACUUGCCCGCAGAUGUACACAAAAGUCAUAUAAAAAUGCUUUUCCACAAAUACAAACUGAGGACUGAUAAUAUCAUCUUAUUGUAUGACAGUGAUGGCAAAGGUAUUGGUGAGGCUGUGGUUCAGUUUAAAUCACCAAAAAUUGCUGCAAUGGCUCAGGAGCUCCACAGUCAGGACUUCCUGGGGGCAAAAGUACUUUUGACUCCUAUAAAUGUGAAGCAGAAGGAGGACAUCUUGGCAAGAGAUGUUUGAAGAAGUUGGCUGGCAGUUGAACAUUAACACUUUUAUUACAGUUUGUCUCAGUUGCUUUGGCUCAAUUCUUGAGUCAAAAGCAAAUCUGUCAAAAUGUGAAAUUCUUCUCAACAUUUUAUUUGUGCACAACAGAGUAUUUCUCCUUUGUUACCAUUUGCAAAUGUCUUAGCACAUUUAGGCAAAUUACUUAAUACAAUUUUAUACAAAUUGAACAAUUAUUGGUUACAUGUUUUGUUAACAAAAUACAUUAUGUUUUCCGUUGAAUAGUUUCACUCUUAAAUGUUAAAUUCUUUCAUUUUGUAAGUCAUCACACGCAGAAUAGUCCCAUCUAAUCCAAAUCAGCCGAGCCCAGGUUUCAUAAAUUAAAUUGAUAUGGACUGGUCAUAAAGUAACUUUGUUGUCAGGUGAAACUUGAACUUCACUGACAAAUGGGAAGUUUCUCACAUCUUAGAUCAACCAAUGGCAUGUGCUGUCUGGAUAGCUUACAGGUGUAAGUCUUAAGUAUAGGUAUUGUACUGUAAAACACAAAGCUUGAGGGCAACAGAGUUAUAAUUUGGACAGGCAUGACAGAGGAGUUAAAUAUAUGAUCAUCCACCACAAAAUCAUAUGUCUGCUUGUGUCAUGGAAAAUACAGUACACUCUUAAUGACUAUGUUAACACCUUAAAUGAAAGCUUUCUUCACAGUUAUAUGUGCCUGGGCUAUAAUUACUAUGUAAGGUGGUUAUUAUUGUCUUGAGUCUUCUUCCUUUGUCUGAAAUCUGGGCCCAGAACCAUGUAAGGUGGGAGACGUCAACAUAAGAGACAUGUUUUCCUGUGUGUUCCUGUGCAGACUGCUGUAGAAAACUAGGCCAAACACAGGCUGUUGCUCUCAGCCUGAGACAUACCGUGUUACAGGAUGAAGCCUCUUUGCAAGUGUUUCGAAUAAAAAACAAAGACAUUC
Thunnus maccoyii (southern bluefin tuna) is the source of this 2932-nucleotide messenger RNA. Its product is annotated as RNA-binding protein 12B-like. The transcript has 2 exons. Bases 181 to 1992 code for a protein of 603 amino acids. The record is from RefSeq and is a predicted model, not a curated record. Gene Ontology annotation, molecular function: RNA binding. NCBI's taxonomy places the organism in Eukaryota, Metazoa, Chordata, Actinopteri, Scombriformes, Scombridae. Gene Ontology annotation, biological process: regulation of RNA splicing. Gene Ontology annotation, cellular component: nucleoplasm; ribonucleoprotein complex.